This is a messenger RNA of Lampris incognitus (smalleye Pacific opah), 2467 nucleotides long. RefSeq names its product proline rich 5a (renal) (gene prr5a). Bases 347 to 1753 code for a protein of 468 amino acids. Lineage: Eukaryota; Metazoa; Chordata; Actinopteri; Lampriformes; Lampridae. The record is from RefSeq and is a predicted model, not a curated record. Gene Ontology annotation, biological process: TORC2 signaling. The transcript has 11 exons. Gene Ontology annotation, cellular component: TORC2 complex.
AGUCUUUUGUCUGAGGGAGUGGGUGACACGCCAGACUGCUGUUCCCCCCUCUGGCCAGCAGGUGGGGCUGGUCGCUGUGGGCAGACAGCCCAGUGGCAUGUCGUGUACAGUUGGAAUAAGGCACACGAACGCGCCUCUGAUGUAAUGCUUAGUCCAUGCUGAGUUUCGGAUCGAUUAGCAAACAUCUGAGGCGAAUGCUGCUCGCUGACAUGAUGAAACCACAAGCUUGUGACACAAAGCACGCAGCGGCAGGACAAGGGAAGAGCAAUAAGAGUCGGCUGGUGGACACAUUCGUCUUAAUUAUAAAGAGUCUCUGCAAAGAGGGUCCCCUCUAGCUGUUGUAGAUAUGAACCUAGGGUUCAAGGAGGUAACAAUGCUUGAUGGACUCCGACGGAAGCACGCCUCUCGCCCUUCCCCUCGACCCCUGUCACUCAACUUCACCACCUUCACAGCCCCUCCCCCAAGCCCAGACAUGGACAGCAGCGACCAUCCCAUCCGGAGAACUCUGCACAGGCUGAAGCUGAUGAGCUCCCCCAGCCUCAGUGAGCUGGGUAAGAGCGACAAAGGUUCGCCAGAAGAAAGGGGGGAGAAGCAGAAGAGGGCAGGAGCCAAUGCCACCUGGAACAGCAUUCACAAUGCCGUCAUUGCAGUAUUUCAAAAGAAGGGUCUGGCAGACAAUGAACUCUACAUCCUCAAUGAAGGUGUUCGACACUUGCUAAAGACAGAGCUGGGGUCUUUCUUCACUGAGUACCUUCAGAACCAGCUGCUAACAAAGGGCAUGGUCAUUCUUCGGGACAAAAUAAGGUUCUAUGAAGGCCAGAAAUUACUAGACUCUCUGGCAGAGACUUGGGACUUCUUUUUCUGUGAUGUUCUUUCAAUGCUGCAAGCCAUCUUCCACCCAGUCCAGGGUAAGGAGCCCUCUGUUAGACAACUGGCCCUGCUUCACUUUCGAAACACCAUAGUCCUGAGCGUGAAGCUAGAGGAUGCCCUGUCUCGACCACGGGCCCAUGUGCCCCCCUCUGUCACACAGAUGCUGCUCAUUCUACAGGGGGUUCAUGAACCACGUGGCGCUAAUGAGGACUACCUUAGACUGGAGUCUCUGGUUCAAAAGGUGGUAUCCCCCUACCUGGGCACUCAUGGGCUUUGCUCUGGAGAUGGUAGCGAGGCCCAUUGCUGUGUGCUAGAGAAGCGUUUACAAUGGUGCUGGCCCAAGCCCGUGGAUCAGCCAUCGAAAAACCCAGUGGUACGAUCUAAAAGCUACAAUAUCCCCCUGCUGCUGACUCCUGUGGCUGAAUAUGACCCAGAUGCAAGUUCUGUUGGUAGUGGUGGGAUUCGUCGCCACUCUGCUUGUGAGAUCAUAUCUUGCUUGGAGGAACAAGGACUACCCUAUGCCGACCUGGCCUCUGGAUCCGACUUGUCAAGCUCCUCAUCCAACAGGCUCUGUGUGGGCUCACAGUUCAACGGUAUCAUACAAGGAGGCGCCAGUGCCAUGGAGUUGCCCCUUUCCUCUUCUUCCAUUCUGCCCCUCCGUUCAUCAGGACCCCUCCAUGGGACAGAAGCCACGACAACACUCACUGAUCUGAGUAAGGGUGCAUCUUCGACACCUCCCAGUGGAUCAUCCAGCCCUGAAACCAUAAUUGGGCAAGUGCUAGAGUCUGCAGACUCAGACUCAGAUGGGAUAUUCAUUGAUUUCCCGCCCCACUCCUCAGAGACUGUGGGCUACAGCCGGGAGAGUAGGCAGAGCACCAUCUAAAUGGGCUUGUUGUGUAGGAGCAGUUGCAGGGCCAGGCCAGUGCCCAUUUGCCUCCCAGUAUGUACGUAUAACUUUUGGAGCUCUUAAGUCUGGAUCUUCCUGUCAUGGAAUUUCUUUGACUUGUUUGUGUUAUUAAUGUCAAAACAGAUGUUGGGGUUUUUGUGGGUUUUUUUGUUGUUGUUGUUUUUUACACUCUGUUGUCUAAUGUGUGACAACAACACACUAACGAGGUGUUCUGUUCUAACCUUGACACAAGACACCAAGUCUUACAAAAACGGGGACAUUUGAAUGGUUUUCACUUUCAUUACUCAUUAAAGUCUAAUGCAAAAAAUAAAAAGUUUAUCAAAGCAAACGUGAAUGUGACGACAUAUUUUUCAUCUGCUUCUCUGUAAUAGGCUCGCUAUGGCAGGAGUUUAAUGAAAAAUUAUUGUUUAUUGUUUACAUUUGACAAAGAAAAGAACAUUUGGGCGGAACGUUGUCUCGUACACUGUAUUAAGGCACCACUACGUUGUAAAUAAGUGUGUUGUCAUUUUUUAGGACACUUAGGUAUUGUGAGGUGAGCUUUUAACUUAAGAUGAAUUAAGGUUUUGAUAAGGGCUUUUUAACUGAAGCUUUUUUCCAAUGUUUUACCUCAAACGUUUUGUACUUUACUUUUUGACAAUCUGUGUUAUCUAUGAGGCUUUAUCUAAGGUUGUAAUUUCUAUUAAUUUGUUA